AUGUCGCAACACACCAACCAAGAAUUCUAUGGCGGAACCAUGCGAGGCGUUGUCCCGCAAAGCUGGAUUGAUUCCAGCACCCUGCGCGAAGUGCCCGACCACCAAGAGCUCUUCCUCUCCUCUACCACGCUGUCCAGCCUGAUCAUUGAAAUCAACCAGCGCGUGCCACAGGAAGAAGCGCUCACCGCAAGCGCUAAGUUCAGCAACCGGCCAGCAGCCCCCAGUGGAAGUGCCACCUCUUUGCAAGUCGACCAUGCCGCUUGCCUGUACCACUUGCACGAUCUCUGCGACGAAGGCGACACCAUGAAGGUGAUCACGUCUCCGUCGAAGAUCGACGUCCACCUCGCUGCUUCGUCGCCUGACCCUGCUCCCAUCAAGGCAUACCGCGGCGUUGUCUCUUUCACUACCCCGAAGAAGGAUGCCGAGCCAGUCUCAGCUGGGGGUACGCCACCGUCAUCUCGUUUGACUUGCCAUUACCUUCUUGUGCGACUUGUGGCCCAGGAGACUGACCUGCUGGUCUUCUUCAAUGUCCCCCAUGAGGAGUUUGAAAAGAGCGGAGAUCCCAAGGGAUUGGCCGCUGAGGAGGCUCUUGCGGCGGAUACAAUCACCGCUUUGGUUGAAAAGUUGGAAAUCUGUGAUUGGGGACUUUUUGUUUAA
Molecule: messenger RNA, 657 nt
Organism: Penicillium olsonii
Lineage: Eukaryota; Fungi; Ascomycota; Eurotiomycetes; Eurotiales; Aspergillaceae
Source: the annotation of a GenBank genome assembly